AUGCAUCUCAACACUCCCCUCAGCCUGCUCACAGCAGCUGCGGCAACCCUCACCCCCCUCGCAACGGCCCAAUGCAACGGCAAAACCGCCUACUGCGACCGCUCCUGGUCCAACAUCACCGCCGUUGGCGCUCAUGACAGCCCCUUCGUCGGCUCCAGUCUCAGUGACAACCAGGACAUCAAUAUAACCGCCCAACUCGAGAUGGGCAUUCGCUUCCUCCAGGGCCAAACUCACCACUUCCUCGGCGAGCUGAUGAUGUGCCACACCAGCUGUUUCCUCGAAGACGCAGGCACACUGACUAACUUUCUGUCGGAAAUCAAGACUUGGUUAGACGCGAAUCCGAAGGAGGUGGUGACGGUGUUGGUUACGAAUGGGGAUAAUGUCGGAAUAGGCAAUUUUAGUGCGGCGUUCGAGUCGAGUGGGAUUGAUAAGUAUGCAUAUGUGCCAAAGACGAGCCCCGGUGUGUUGCCGAUUGGGGAUUGGCCGACGUUGCAGGAGUUGAUUGAUCAGGGAAAGAGGGUUGUUGCUUUCUUGGACUACGGCGCAGAUAUGUCUUCAGUCCCCUACAUCCUCGACGAAUUCUCCUACUACUUUGAGACACACUACGACGUGACGGACUCCACCUUCUCAGAUUGCAGUAUCGAUCGCCCCUCUGGCGCAAGUGCUGAUGGUCGUAUGUAUAUCGUCAAUCACUUCCUUGACAGGGAUAUUCUCGGUAUUGAUAUCCCCGAUCGCGAUGCUGCAGCUGCCACGAAUGCUGUCUCUGGCCCGGGUAGUAUUGGUGCCCAGGCGGCGCUUUGUGAGGGUUUGUAUGGGCGUGCGCCGAAUGGGAUUUUGUUGGAUUGGACUGAUUUGGGGGAUCCAAUUGGUGCGCAGAAUGCUAUCAACGGGGUAUGA
Messenger RNA from Talaromyces marneffei, 897 nucleotides. RefSeq lists its product as uncharacterized. The transcript is spliced from 2 exons. Bases 1 to 897 code for a protein of 298 amino acids. NCBI's taxonomy places the organism in Eukaryota, Fungi, Ascomycota, Eurotiomycetes, Eurotiales, Trichocomaceae. Gene Ontology annotation, biological process: lipid metabolic process. Gene Ontology annotation, molecular function: phosphoric diester hydrolase activity. The record is from RefSeq and is a predicted model, not a curated record.